Lytechinus pictus (painted urchin) is the source of this 1405-nucleotide messenger RNA. Its product is annotated as dynein light chain 1, cytoplasmic-like. Bases 113 to 427 code for a protein of 104 amino acids. Gene Ontology annotation, molecular function: dynein intermediate chain binding. Gene Ontology annotation, biological process: microtubule-based process. NCBI's taxonomy places the organism in Eukaryota, Metazoa, Echinodermata, Echinoidea, Temnopleuroida, Toxopneustidae. The record is from RefSeq and is a predicted model, not a curated record. Gene Ontology annotation, cellular component: cytoplasmic dynein complex. The transcript has 2 exons.
UUAGGCUUAUUCGUCAUCACCCUAUACCCUCACUAGGAUAUCAUCUGAUUUGAGUCUUCAGCAACUGUAACUAGAUUCGAUCACCCCGUGGUUCACGGCAUCUACAUCAAUCAUGAGUCGCAGUGGUCGUAGUACCUUCAUGUCCGAUGACAAGCGAUCAGAAAAAGACAAACUUGUCGUUAAGAAUGCUGACAUGUCUGACGAAGACCAAGAGGAUGCCAUAUCAGUUGCGCAGGAAGCGUUCGAGAAGUUUACCGUCGAGAAGGACAUCGCCGCCCACAUCAAGAAAGAGUUCGAUAAGACCCACGAACCGACAUGGCACUGCAUCGUCGGGCGCAACUACGGCAGCUACGUCACUCACGAGAAAGGCGGUUUCAUCUACUUUUACAUCGGUCAGAAAGCGAUCCUGCUCUUCAAAUCAGGAUAGGGGAAAAAAUCAGCGAAAUAGAAUCAAGUAGCUGGAAUCAUUUUAGGUGCAUAUAUGACUUUGGAUGAAACUCUAGGUUGACGAAGAUAUUAUAAUAGAAAACAGAGGUAGAUGGAUGCUUUCUCUUCAUGUGUUGCCGAUGUAAUAUCACCGAUUUAUAUUUAUUUUAAUAAGUUUUCAAUUCAGAUGAUAAAGCAUAGUUUAUAAUAAUAUAAUAAUGAUUUAUAUGUAACAUAAUAUUUACAAUUAUCAUCUAUCAUCCAUCAUCGUUAGGGCCAAUAUUCAACUCAUCUGCGAUUCGUGGAAUAUUUUCCCUAACUCAUGGAAUAUUUAUGGUAUUCCAUUCUGUGCCAUCCAAUAUAAUUUAAUUAUUGUAUCAUUUAUUGUCUUAAUUCAACAAUAAGGAAAUUAGAAGUAUAUUAUAUCACUUAAAUUCUUGAUAUGAAUCGCAGUGCAAAAAUCAGAUUACCCCUACUGUACAGAACCUAAAGAAAAUGAUAACAAUCUGUGAAUGGAAACAAAAAGAAUAAAUAAACAAAUAAAUAAAUAUAUUGAUUAUGUAGUCUUAUAUCGAUAUUAUAAGGAAUUCGAAUUUGAAUGAAUAUUCUCCUGUAUUCAAUUGUAUAGUGCACUGCAUCGUGCAGUUGAAUAGGUUGAAAAUUUUGCCCAAUUAUCUCGAUAUAGCUUUUAAUAUUAUCUAUUCCAAUAAAGGAUAUAAACUGUUAUUUUUUUUUUUGGUUGACAAUUGGAGAUUGGAAAAAAAAUCGAAAGUUAAUGGAUCAUCAUUUUUUUAAAACAUUAUUAUCAUUGCGUUGCUAUUAUUGUUAUUCUUCUUAUAGUUAUCAUUCUUAUUUUUAUUACUGGUGUUGUUAUUAUUAUUAAUCAACUAUUGUUACUCAUUAUAUAUUAUCUAUUAACAGUCACUGUAAUGUAACGAAAUACAAAGAAUUCGAGAUCAAGCCCGAAUGAAAAGAGAAA